This is a messenger RNA of Ceratotherium simum simum (southern white rhinoceros), 1706 nucleotides long. Its product is annotated as RP1 axonemal microtubule associated. Gene Ontology annotation, molecular function: protein binding. Gene Ontology annotation, biological process: intracellular signal transduction. NCBI's taxonomy places the organism in Eukaryota, Metazoa, Chordata, Mammalia, Perissodactyla, Rhinocerotidae. The record is from RefSeq and is a predicted model, not a curated record.
UUAGUGCUGACGGGAAAUACAGGGACUCAAGCCAAUGUCACACUCUGGGUAUAUGGAGAUGAAGGAGUCACUGGACCAAUAAGUCUUAGCAAGGACAGCUCAGAGCAGCUCUUCCUUCCAAGACAGGAGGAUGAGUUUCAGAUUGAAAUAAGGAACAUUGGAAUGAUAUAUAAGAUAAGGAUAGGACAUGAUGGAACUAGCGAGCAACCUGAGUGGAGUUUACAGAGGGUGACCAUGCAACAUAUAAAAAGCAAGAAGACCCUGGAUUUUGCAGCAAAUGCAUGGUUAUCUCGAAUCCAAGCAGAUGGGGAUGUUGUCUGUGAGCUUCCCGUAGUAGAAGGAGGACAAGCUAUUUUUCCAUUAGUGAGAUACCAUGUUGAUGUUCAUACUGGCCAAUUGAAGCAAGCAGAAACGAAGUCUGAAGUUUCCCUGUGUCUCUACGGGGAGAGAGGAGACUCUGGUCUUAGACUGCUGUACAAAUCUAACAUGCCAGUAAAGUUUCAAAGAGGACAGACUGAUACAUUUCAAGUAGAAGCAGUGUCACUUGGAAAACUGCAGAAGGUGCUGUUGCGCUGUGAGGCCAGUGACAAAUCACAGUACUGGUAUUGUGAAAAGGUUGUCGUCAGAGAACCUGGUACUACAUCUGAGUCCAUCUUCACCUGUGAAAGAUGGCUUCCCUUUAUGUCUCAGGGCAUGAUUCAUUCAGAAAUUGAACUUUUUCGUCAAGAAAUGCAAAUAAAUCAUCAACCUAAAAUACAAGAGGAAGCAAAUGAAGGAGAUUGGAAAGUGACUGUUGUCACUGGGGACCUUGAAAACGCUGGCACCACGGCAACAGUAUCCCUUUAUGUCUAUGGAGAAACAAGAUGUUCAGGCCCUAUUAUUUUGGGAUCUGGGAAACACCAGCUGUUUAACCCCAACAGCGCAGAUAUAUUCAAGAUUAACCUUAAAGAUAUUGGUGACAUCUAUAAAAUACGUAUUGGACAUGACAACAGCGGAAAGGAUCCCGGGUGGUAUCUGGAAGAAAUUAGACUCGAAAAUAUAGACACACGUGAGCUGUUUUGUCUACCUGUUGAUUCCUGGAUAGCUGAGAAUGAACAUGGUGGAGAUAUAUGGAAAGAGAUGCCCGUUGUGAGAACUAAUAAAGCACCUUUGCCAGUGGUGGCUUAUGAGAUCUACAUAUACACUGGCAGGAAGCCAGGUGCAGAGACAGAGUCUAAUGUAUUUAUCAACCUGAUUGGCACCAGAGGAGAUUCGGGAAAUCGAAGACUUCAUCAAUCCAAAAAUAACAAAGUCAUGUUUCUGCGUGGACAGCUUGAUGUUUUUUCCAUUGAGGCAGUGUCUCUUGGAAAACUGAAGAAAGUUCUGGUUAGUCACGAUGGGACAGGUCCAGGUAAUGGAUGGUUUCUUGAGAGCAUUGUUGUUAAAUCUGAAGAGGAACACAGCAAUCAAGAGGUGCUGUUUCCAUGCAACAGGUGGCUAGAUGAGUACCAGGAUGAUGGCAGGACGGAGCGGGAACUGCUGGCAGAAGGAAGCAUCAGUGCAGUAGGAGAGACUGGAUCCGUGGCCUCCUGAAGGGGCCCACCUGGUCUGUCGCUGCCCUGAGCUUUCAAAGACGAUUGAUCUGAUUGUGAUGGUGUGUUUGCCUUUUCCUUGCACUGGAGCAAACACCUGGAGAGGGUCAGUUUGUGCUGGACACGUUCGUUGCU